Molecule: messenger RNA, 1050 nt
Organism: Suillus clintonianus
Lineage: Eukaryota; Fungi; Basidiomycota; Agaricomycetes; Boletales; Suillaceae
Exons: 8
Coding region: 1-1050 (349 amino acids)
Source: RefSeq, a predicted model, not a curated record
AUGGCCACAUUCAAUUCUACUGAGUUAUAUGUGACUUCUCAUCAAAGAGCACCUACUGAAGAUGAACCCCUCCCAGAAGCCCUUCGUGAUAUGUCCCUCUUAAUGAAGGUACUCUGUGUUUUGUUAGAUAGGCAGGGUCCAGUGGCCAAAGCUACAAUUGCUAACAGCAUGCUUUGGUGUGACAUUGGUUUGCCGCCAUCUAUCGUGGUGUUGAUUUUCUACCGUCAAUAUCUAGCUUUAGAUAGGCAGCUUCCAGUGGGCAAAGCUACAAUUGCUAACACUUUAGAUAGGCAGCUUCCAGUGGCCAAAGCUACAAUUGCUAACACUUUAGAUAGGCAGCUUCCAGUGGCCAAAGCUACAAUUGCUAACACUUUAGAUAGGCAGCUUCCAGUGGCCAAAGCUACAAUUGCUAACACUUUAGAUAGGCAGCUUCCAGCGGCCAACACUACAAUUGCUAACAGCAUGCUUUGGUGCGAUAUUGGUUCACCGCCGUCUAUCGUGGUGUUGAUUUUCUACCGUCAAUAUCUAGCUUUAGAUAGGCAGCUUCCAGUGGCCAAAGCUACAAUUGCUAACAGUGUGCUCUGGCGUGACAUUGGUUCACCGCCGUCUAUCGUAAUGAUGGUAUUCUACCGUACACGUCUAGCGUUAGAUAGGCAGGGUCCAGAGGCCAACACUACAAUUGCUAACAGCAUGCUUUGGUGCGAUAUUGGUUCACCGCCGUCUAUCGUAAUGAUGAUAUUCUACCGUACACGUCUAGCGUUAGAUAGGCAGGGUCCAGCGGCCAACACUACAAUUGCUAACAGCAUGCUUUGGUGCGAUAUUGGUUCACCGCCGUCUAUCGUAAUGAUGAUAUUCUACCGUACACGUCUAGCGUUAGAUAGGCAGGGUCCAGCGGCCAACACUACAAUUGCUAACAGCAUGCUUUGGUGCGAUAUUGGUUCACCGCCGUCUAUCGUAAUGAUGAUAUUCUACCGUACACGUCUAGCGUUAGAUAGGCAGGGUCCAGCGGCCAACACUACAAUUGCUAACAGCAUGCUUUGCGUUAGAUAG